Molecule: messenger RNA, 456 nt
Organism: Zasmidium cellare ATCC 36951
Lineage: Eukaryota; Fungi; Ascomycota; Dothideomycetes; Mycosphaerellales; Mycosphaerellaceae
Exons: 1
Coding region: 1-456 (151 amino acids)
Molecular function (GO): metal ion binding; lactoylglutathione lyase activity
Source: RefSeq, a predicted model, not a curated record
AUGUCGACACCACCCACUCUCAGCGGCAUCCACCACAUCAGACUCCCGGUCUCGUCCAUCGAGCAAACCUUCCCCUUCUACCAAGACAUCCUCGGGCUGAAGCAUAUCGCCGCGUGCGACCACAUCAACAAGCAAGGCGAGCGCUUCGCCGUCAUUCUCGAGUCGAACCAUCGUGGAGUUCCCAUGCUCGUGGAGCUUCGUAGAAAUCCAGAGCAAGCGGCGAAGCAAGUAUACACGAAUCCGAUCGUCUGGGCUGUAUCGAAAAGAAGUGAUCUUGAUGUUUGGAAGGGGUGGUUAGAGAAGCAGGAUGUGAAGUGUAGUAAAGUCCUCACGGGAAUCAAAGUCUGGGUACUUUGUGCAUUGGACCCAGAUGAGAAGAUGGUGAGGCUGUAUUGUGACGAGUCCCAUGAGAUGACGACGGAUUACGAUGUUGAUGAGUUCUGGCUGAGAGAUUAG